AUGUCGGAGAAGAAAUCCAGAAACUCAGAUACACGUCCAAAAAGUCUCCGGAGCUGGAGUGCUGACAGUUACGUGCGAAGCGUUAAGAAACGUUCGUGUAGUUCUCGCAGCGAAACGGGCCACGGGGGAGAUGAGGCUGAGGCACUGGAUGGCCAGGGAGGGCGUUCAGCCUCUUGCCCCCGCAGACGCAGGGAGAGGAAGUGUAGCUGUCCAAAUCCAGGAGAGGGAGACAUGGACUCUCUAUGCAGAAAAACCAUGUCGCGUCGAUCGCUAAAACAAAAGUUCCAGGACGCAGUGGGCCAGUGUCUCCCAUUACGCAGUCAUCACCACCAUCACCAUCACCAUCAUCAUCAUCAUCAUCAUCAUCAUCACAACCAGUCCAGUUCUUCACGUUCGUUCUCCGUCCUCCUGUGGUCCAAACGCAAGAUUCAUGUUUCCGAACUCAUGGAGGAUAAGUGCCCGUUCUCUCCUAAGUCUGAGCUGGCACAGUGCUGGCACCUGAUCAAGAAGCAUGGUACUCAGAAAAACACUUCAUUGGCCAUAGAAGCAGACAGCAAAGGGCCUGUUUUGUCCUCCUCUCCUCCUGCUCUUAUCUCCUGGGAGGAGGUCAGUUCCCCAAAGGCUUCUAGUCUGGAUGACUGGGAUCCCUCAUUUUUACAUGGCGAAUCCCAAUGCUGUGAACAUACUGACUACAUUCUAGUGCCUGACCUGCUCCAGAUUAACAACAGUCCGUGCUACUGGGGGGUUCUGGACCGCUUUGAGGCCGAGGAACUUCUAGAGGGACAGCCUGAGGGCACUUUCCUCCUCCGAGACUCUGCCCAGGACGAGUUUCUCUUCUCGGUCAGCUUCCGACGCUACAGCCGUUCUUUGCACGCACGGAUUGAACAGAACGGGAAGUGUUUUAGUUUCGACAGCCACGACUCCUGCAUGUAUCGGGACCCCAGCGUCACCGGCCUGCUGAAACACUACAGUGACCCCGCUACGUGCCUCUUUUUUGAGCCUCUUCUUUCUCGUCCACUGCCCAGGACCUUCCCGUUUUCCCUGCAGCAUUUGUGCAGGGCCGUCAUCUGCAGCUGCACCACAUAUCAGGGCAUUGAUGCUUUGCCUUUGCCCCACACCCUCAGGAACUACCUUAGGCAGUAUCACUACAGGUGCAACGGGGCCUGUGCUGUGUAA
This is a messenger RNA of Chanos chanos (milkfish), 1176 nucleotides long. RefSeq names its product suppressor of cytokine signaling 4 (gene socs4). Gene Ontology annotation, cellular component: phosphatidylinositol 3-kinase complex. Gene Ontology annotation, molecular function: 1-phosphatidylinositol-3-kinase regulator activity. NCBI's taxonomy places the organism in Eukaryota, Metazoa, Chordata, Actinopteri, Gonorynchiformes, Chanidae. The record is from RefSeq and is a predicted model, not a curated record. Gene Ontology annotation, biological process: phosphatidylinositol phosphate biosynthetic process; intracellular signal transduction. The transcript has a single exon. The coding region runs from base 1 to 1176 and encodes 391 amino acids.